UAAAGGAACUCAAUUUGGAUACGAAUGAAUACUCGGUAUUUUAUAUGGAUGUUUCUGUUUUCAUUCUGAGUAAUUUGAUCGAUUCUAUCGUGGAAAGAUACACUAUUUGAAUCAUGAAGAAUAAAGUAUCUCAAGAGCUGUUAUGAACCUGUGACUUUUUCUUCUUUUUUUUUCUGGAAUUGGAAGCAUUUGCAAACUGACCGUGUAAAUCAUGCGAGAGUUUGCUGGAGUUCAGUCACGCCGUCAACCGAGCGGCUCCGCUCCCAGGAUUUACCUGCCCUUCAUCUUACUGCUGCUCAUGUUCACUCCCAGUGUGGACUCGUCUUGGUGGUACAUUGGUGCGUUAGGUGCACGGGUCAUAUGUGACAACAUUCCAGGGCUGGUGAACAAGCAGAGGCAGCUCUGCCAAAGACACCCAGAUCUCAUGCAAUCCAUCGGAGAAGGAGCCAAAGAGUGGAUCCGAGAAUGCCAGCACCAGUUCCGACACCAUCGCUGGAACUGCAGCACGCUGGAGCGAGACCAUACUGUGUUUGGCCGCGUCAUGUUGCGCAGUAGCCGUGAAGCAGCAUUCGUUUAUGCGAUCUCCUCUGCCGGGGUGGUUUAUGCCAUCACCAGAGCAUGCAGUCAAGGAGAGCUGAAGAUCUGUCGCUGCGACACCAACAGGAGAGGCCGGACGAGCGAUGAAGAAGGCGACUUUGACUGGGGUGGCUGUAGCGACAACAUCAACUACGGCAUCAAGUUUGCCAAAGCUUUUGUGGACGCCAGAGAGAGGAUGGUCAAAGAUGCCAGAGCACUGAUGAAUCUGCACAACAACCGCUGUGGAAGAAUGGCAGUAAAGCGUUUUAUGAAGACUGAAUGCAAGUGUCAUGGAGUCAGUGGGUCAUGUGCUCUCAGGACAUGCUGGCUGGCUAUGUCUGAUUUCCGGCGAACAGGGGACUACUUGAGAAAGAAGUACAAUACUGCUGUGGAGGUCACCAUGAACCAGGAUGGUUCAGGCUUCAUGGUUGCUGACCGAGAUUACAAGAGAACGACCAAAAAUGAUCUAGUAUACACUGAGAACUCUCCAGACUAUUGUCUAAUGGACCGUUUGGCAGGUUCUCUGGGUACAGCAGGACGGGUGUGUAACAAGUCUUCCAGAGGCAUGGACGGCUGCGAGGUCAUGUGCUGCGGCCGUGGGUACGACACCACGCGUGUAAAUCGUGUGAGCAAAUGCGAGUGCAAGUUCAAGUGGUGCUGCGCUGUGGAGUGCAGGGACUGUGAGGAAACAGUGGACGUCCACACCUGUAAACCACAUAAGAAACCCGACUGGCUCGAUUUGACCUGACUGCCAUGACCAUGACCAAUCAGCAGCUACUGGUGCUUUUCUGUUCUCAGGUUUUUGAAGUGGGCCAACGCAUUGUGGAAUGUGUAGUUUCUGACUAUAACACUCUGAUCUCCACUUGCAGAACCCUGAACUUUACCCGCCUUCAAUGAUGCAAGCGCAGAGAUCACAGGCCAGUCUGGAGCACUGGUAGACGGUUGGUGUCAUGGGAAAUCAUACAAUGGGCAUUGUCUGGUGUUUAAUAGAAUGAACUGUGAUCAGGACACAAUCCUUUCACUAUUUUCAAACUGUAAACACCUUUUACUGAUAAUAUCUGUGCCUAUAUACAUCAAAUUAUGUUUUUGGACAGCUUUGAUAAAUGCAUUGAUGGAGUUUUAGGGAAAGAACAAUAUACAGCAUCAGUUCAAGAUUCCCAAAGAACAUAGCAACAAAUCGCAUUUCACGACAAGAACAAUUCCACUUCAUGGUCCAAAAUAAUACUUUGAAGGGUGCUGUAAAAAUGUUCAACAGUGAUAACUGUGCUUCCCAUUUACUUCAUGCACCAUCAUUUUGAUACACAACUUAUGCAUGAAAGAAUUUGAUCAAUGAUCAAUUUAUUUGGCGCUUUCGCACCGGAGGAACCUUUUCAUAGUUCCUAGAACUAUUGGCGGAAGUACCCGGUUUUUGGUGUGUUCACACCACAGGAACUAGAACGUAUUUUGUUCUAGAAACUCUGUUUUUGGGGAACUAAAUUAGCUCCUACUUCAGAGUAGAGACUAAAACAGUUCUAUAGGAACUACCAGUGUACGCUGGAAAACGGUCCAAGGGAGAAAUUGAUUCUCUAGGAACCACCAUGCUGGCUAGUUUCUAGAACAAAGUUCCUAGAACUAUGCGGCGCGAAAGUGCCUAUUGUGACAUCCCAUUGUCAUUGCAUAUCAGAGAAAUAUAUCUUUCAUGUUAUCUUUUUAAUAUCUAAGCACUUAAACAUCCCUUUGAAUAUGAGCACUUUUUUUUGGUUUGGUAGAGUUUGGUUCUAAAAACUUUAGAUCAGUAUCUCAAUAUUUUCCCUGAUGGAUUUUUCAGUGAAAUGUGAUGUUUAUUGAAAUAAAGAGUCCAAACCAUCAGAUACCAUGACCACAGACUGUUUGCACAGAAUUAGAUGAAUUUCGCACACAACAUACAAAAUUGUAUACUAAAAUCUGAUAGGUUCUGUGCAGUUUCUGAGAAUAAAAAAGGCAUAAAUUUGCUACAACAAGCUUGUUGAAUUAACCGGUUUUCAAUGCUUGUUGCAUCAAAUCUCUGAAAUACUUUGCGUUUGGGUUGAGAUAGUUAGUAGCAACUAUAAACCAGAUCUUCAAGAAAUAGCCAUUCAAAACAAAAAAAAAAAUGGAACUA
Sinocyclocheilus anshuiensis is the source of this 2695-nucleotide messenger RNA. RefSeq names its product protein Wnt-2b-A-like. The transcript is spliced from 5 exons. Lineage: Eukaryota; Metazoa; Chordata; Actinopteri; Cypriniformes; Cyprinidae. Gene Ontology annotation, cellular component: extracellular region. Bases 212 to 1324 code for a protein of 370 amino acids. Gene Ontology annotation, molecular function: frizzled binding; cytokine activity. The record is from RefSeq and is a predicted model, not a curated record. Gene Ontology annotation, biological process: canonical Wnt signaling pathway; neuron differentiation; multicellular organism development.